Oldenlandia corymbosa var. corymbosa is the source of this 348-nucleotide messenger RNA. The record is from the annotation of a GenBank genome assembly. NCBI's taxonomy places the organism in Eukaryota, Viridiplantae, Streptophyta, Magnoliopsida, Gentianales, Rubiaceae.
AUGCAUCCGGCCGCCCCCUAUGCUGUCUUGACAGAUGCAAAUCGAGACUCAGAUCUUAGUUCCAGCAAGAAGCCCGACGCUACGGAGGUCCACCAUCCAUCCGCUGCUGCAAGUCGGCAGCCGUCACAGCUGUCACCACCAUCAAACCAGCUUUGCCAGCCAUUCCCAAAGCCAGACCUCCGGCUCCCUGUUACACAGCCACUUCGUCGGCCAACUCUCAGAAACCGGUUCGCCGAUCCUCAAUACCCGAUUCAAAUGAAUUAUAUUUUAGUGACUCUUUUUGGAAGUAACAGUGUUCAAUUUUCUGGUAUAUCACUCACAGAUUUGGACUCUCCCUAUGCCCACUAA